Seminavis robusta is the source of this 3584-nucleotide messenger RNA. The record is from the annotation of a GenBank genome assembly. NCBI's taxonomy places the organism in Eukaryota, Bacillariophyta, Bacillariophyceae, Naviculales, Naviculaceae.
GCAGCUGCAUGCAGCAACCUUCCAUCCAAGGCCUUCCAUAGCAUGCAAGAAGCAAGACCACUCUGCUACCCAAACAUCUCAGGAAGACAGGAAGAGCUACCUGCAGUAUACCCUUCCAAUACCCAUACUCCAAGAUGAGGACGAUAAUGAAUCGAACGCGUAGAUAUCUCUAUAGUUGUGAUCUGAGGGUAUCACGGCUCCUUAUCUUGGUAGUGCUGCUAUUGUUAAGCUGUGCUACCCAAAGUUCUACAAGUGCUGGUAGUAAUACCGGGACUAAUAGCAACGGCUUUACGGAAUGGCUCCAGCAAGAAGAAGAGACGACCGUGAGAAAGCUGCAAGAAGAAGGCAUAAAUAGAGGAACGGUACUUGAUAUCAUCCCGGUACGGUACAACGACGAAGAGGAAGACGACGGAGACCCCGAAGACGAAGAACUACUAGUCGAGGCGGUCGAAGAACUCGAUGGCUUGGGAGUUACAUUUCUACGGGAAGAACCAGAACAAGACCUCAAUGCUACCCUUUUUUCUAACGAUACCACCACCAUUCCUACUAGCAGUACUACGGAGACUGUGGUCAAGAUCAUUCGCGGCCCUGGCACGAACUUUCAGCAUACGGUACCGUACAAUUUCACGCACAUUUUCCUCGUGGGAGGUCACUGCAAUGUACCCGGCGAAGAAGAAUGGGUGGCGGGUGAUUGGUAUACCAAAUUUGUGGGUGCGGGAAUGGAAACACUAGGGGUUCCGGUGGAAAACAAUAUUUGCAGUAAUGUCAAGGGCAAUGCGUAUACCCGCGAUUUUCACGUCGAAGCUCUGUGGCAAGUCCAGGCACUCGUGGGGAAUCAGUUGAAUGAAACACUGGUGAUUACCGCCGCGAUUGGGCUCGAGAGUGAUUGGUCUCCCGUGGCGGACUUACUACGACAAGGCAUGUCGUUCUUUCAUGCCAAAGAAGACGCCCAGAACUUUGAUCUCAAGGCGUUUGGAUUGGAUACUCGCGAUGUCCUCUAUUACUACUUUCGGUGGGACGAAGCCGGAUCGGCUGAACGCGCCGGUCGCGAACUCUGUCGGGUCAAGGGUGGCACCCAACAAUUGAAAGUCGCGAAAUUGUUGACGGGUGGUCGUAAUGGCUCCCUCGAUUAUCGUGUCAAUCUCGCCAUUGACACGUACACGCAAGAAAACAAUUGCGCUCACAUUGAAAUUGUCAAUCUCUGGACGGUCUAUGACAAUGUCACCGAUCAAGCGCUCAAAACGACGCUCAUCUUUAAUCCAUUUCCCGAUAUUAUCUUUACGGCACAAGAUCAAGUCGCCAAACGCAUCAUUGAUAUUGCCCGAAAUGCACUGUCGCCCGAUCAAUUCAGUCGGAUUGCCACUACGGGAUGGGAUAACAUUGAAGAGCAGUUGCUGAAUGAUUACAAGAUUCUGACGACCGUCGAUCAAUUGGUACACUAUCCCGGAAAGGGACUCUGGGGGGUAUUCAAAACUGUCAUUGGGAUUCUAGAAGAAACAGGACUCAAUUCCACCAAGACCAUUCAAGACGAACUCGAUCUCGGCGAGUCACUUACCAUCAGCUCGGAUACACUCACCAUUUCGUCCGAUCGAGUCGGAUUCCUCAUUUCCAAUCUAUUACAAGGAUACGAUGCCGGAUAUCCACCCUUUCAAGAAGUCGAGGUUUCGUCCGGAUUGUACGAUGUCACCAUUACCAAAAUGAUACCCUUUGAAGGAAAAUUCGAAGCCGUACUUUGGCUCCAAACGAGUUGGCACGAUCCUCGACUCGAAUGGAACUACGACGUGUACUCGGGAACACUCCCGAUGGAUCCCGAAACCAUUUGGACGCCUCGUCUCUACUUUCAAAACGAAUUUGACAAUGAAGAUCUCUACACGGCACCCGCCAUUAUCACACACACUGGCAAGGUCACCAUGCGACAAAACAUGAUGGCCGAAUUCCUCUGUUCCACCACGGAAGAUCUACGGUCGUUUCCGUUCGAUAUUUACAGUUGUGCCAUUGUCCUCGGGGCACCCGCCAGUAUUACACUGGAUUACAAGUACGGAUUUGAAGUCAUUGAAGUCGAUCCGCACUUUACCACCACCACCGCCACGUCACUCGAUGAAGAAGUUGGAACGCCCGAUCCACCGGGGGCACGAUCCGAAUUUGUCUAUUAUCAAAUGAUUUUCGAGAGGCGGCCCUUUAUCGCCUACGUACGUCUCAUUUUGCCGGCUGUAUUGAUUAACAUGGUCGGGUUCAUGGCCUUUUGGAUUCCGGAAAUGCAAGAAUCCGUCGCGCUGGGAAUCACGUCACUUCUCUGUUCCUUGACCUUUCGAGAAACGGUCGAAAUGCCCGAUACAGCCGAUGUCACGUGGACCGAAGUUUUUAUGAUGCUCAAUGUCAGUUAUCAAGCAUCCGUCAUGUUUAUCAUUUGGUGUUCCUACGGACACUCCAACAAAGUUGCCGCCGCCCUCGAUCAUUUCUUUGGAUUCAUUCAUCCCGUCAAGGUAUUCCGAUGGAUACUCCAGUUGCCCUUUUUGACGGGACGGUAUGUGGCCGAAAAAACCAUUAUCAAACCGGCCAAUGUCCAGCCCCGCGAUUACAAUCAAGCGGUACGACCCGUCCAGUACGGAGUGAGCCCCACCACGUUUAUGCGACGAGACAAGUUUGGUCGCAGUUUCAUGGGGCUACCGCAGCAGCAACAACAACCACAGCAGUAUCAACAACCCAUCGCCGAACCCAUGUACACCAAUGACAAUACUCGAGACUUGGUCGCCAACGAACUUUACAAUAGUGGCAACGCGUCCCUUUCCAGUUUUGCCGGAGAUGAUCACGAAACCGCCAAUCACACCGCCUUGAGAGCGUCGACGCAUUUACGAUCGCAGUUACGGGGUAUGGACACCAUCUCGGGGGCCGACGGUGACGAGGACGACUGGGAGUUUCAUGGAGCCUCACGGCAUACCCGACGUCUCCCACCCGCGUCGGCCGACAACUUGUACGGUGACGUCGAUCCCAACAUGUAUGACAAUGACAACAACAACAAGGACACCAAGGGCAACUAUAAUAUAAAUGCCAGCAAGACCAACAACCCAAAAGGAAAGAAAGAGAUCAAGGAACCCAAAGACCGAGUCAAUGUCGAUUGGAUCGGUCGAUGGUUCAUCUUUACCAGUUACGUCAUUGUCACAGCUACCUUGCUGGCGACGGGAUGGGGUUUCUACGAUACUCCGGGGGCUGCGAGUGCCGCCAUUCUGGGUGUGGGACGAUUUGCCCAAUAAGAUUGUUGGAAUCGAAUCUGCGAUAUCUUUUGGGACGAGGGAAUAACUUCUCCAGAGGCAAGGAAGUGUCGAGUCGAGUAUGGUACUGGACAAUCAAAAAGGGUAUAUGCGAAGGCAUGGUAUAUACGAAUGGACGAGCAACCGCGGUGCAAUGGGUAGCUGCCAGUCGGUAGCGGAGUCCUUCUCGCCCUUUCGGAUGGUUCUCUCGGUUGGCGCUUGCUGUCUGCUUUCGGUCUGCUGUGGCGGAUCGAUUUCAUUCGCUUCGUAUUCAUUUUUAAAGACCGGAAAACGUAGAACUGGUUUAGUAGAUGAUUAUAGUACUUUUUUGCAUGU